UUCAAUCGAACGACAGCAAUCGACGCGUACACAAAGCGCGAAAAAUAUUUGAAAACUAAAAAAAUUAAUUCUAUUAAAAGUUAUUCAAAAACUGCUUCAACAUGGGCUGCAUAAAGGGCUUACUUAAUAUUCUAAUCUACCUAAUAAAUAUUGUGUUUUUGAUUGUUGGCAUAUUGCUAAUUGUGCUGGGCUCCAUAAUGAUAUCGAAUUUGACCUCACUGACUGCGGUUGACCAGCUGUCUAAUUCGAACAGUAUCCCUAUCUGUGUGUUGGUUCUGGGUGGGUUUAUCUUCAUCGUGUCUUUCUUUGGCUGCUGUGGUGUUUGGCGUCAGAGCCUUUGCCUAACUACAACGUAUGCCGCCAUGAUGUUUAUACUAUUUGUGCUGCAAUUGGUGAUGACCUGCUGGAUUGCUGUGAAUGGCAAAGAUUUCCUUAACGAUAUGAGCAAAUUGGUUACUAAUGUUUGGAAUGAGAACACACCUGCAAAUGACUAUCCAAUGGGCGCAUUGGAGCUCACAUUCGACUGCUGCGGCAAUACCAGCUACAAUAACUACCUUCAAAUGAAUCAACCUGUGCCCGGCACUUGCUGCGGCUUUUCGAAUCGCCAGCAGGCCUGCCCAGCUAGCAUUUACGAGUUCCGCGAGGGUUGCAACCAGAAAUUCACCGAUUUCUGGGAUGAUAAUAACGAUCUGAUCUUGUGGUCAGGCCUAGGUAUUUGCAUAUUUGAGCUGAUUGUCUUCAUCGUUGCCAGUCUGUUGGCCAAUUGUAUGCGAAACAAGAAUUCGAUAUGCGGUAUUUUGCUUAUCAUUUUUGGUUCGCUUAUGGUCUCGGAAAUUAAAGACUUUUCGAGCGUGGACCAAACAUUUACUGCAAAUAGUGUGGCUAUUAUCAUACUGGUGUUGGGCUGUCUUAUCUUUUUGGUCUCGUUUAUUGGAUGCUGCGGUGCCAUACGCGAAAAUGCUUUCGCACUUACAACGUACUCCAUCAUUAUGUUGGGCUUGUUUUUGUGCCAAAUCUCCUUGAUUAUAUAUGUGUGGAUCAAUCAUGUACAAAUACGGCAAUCUCUUGAUCAGAUGGUGCAAACCAUUUGGGAUCAGAGAAAAUCUGAUGGCCUCUUAAUGGAUACUCUCCAGAAAUCUCUGAAAUGCUGUGGGCUGUUUAAGUUCUCCGAUUAUGGCUCUGUAUACCCCGCCUCUUGCUGUGACUCCCCCACAAAUGGAUCUUGCAGUUUAACUUCAGUUAUGUUUAAGCCAGGCUGCAAGUCGGCAGUUGAUUCGCUAUGGGACACAAAUGCCAACAUUAUUAAAUAUGCUGGACUGGGAAGCCAACAAUUAAGCAAAAUGGAUUGUGGAACGUCCACGGUUAAAUAUAUACUCUACAUAUUCAAUACCAUUGUGUCGCUUAUUGGCAUUAUGGGUAUUGUGUUUGGAGUGCUCAUACUGCAGAGCGUUGGCACCAUUGAGGUCAAUGGACAGACCGGGUUCCCACCCCAGGCAGCGUUGCCCAUUUUAAUGAUCACUCUCUGUUCGGUUGUGGUCUUCAUCUCGUUCCUGGGCUGUUGCGGUGCCAUUCGCGAAUCUGUGUGUAUGAUGAUGAGUUAUGCCGUCUGUCUGUUGGUCCUGCUCAUCCUGCAGCUGGCAAUUAUUGUGCUGCUGUUCACCAACAAAGAAAAGUUUGAUGUCGCCAUGGGUGAAGUGAUUGACAAGGUCUGGGCUUCGCCUGAAGCACGUGAGGCCGGUGUAUUCGAUGCCAUUCAGAAAUCGCUGCAUUGCUGCGGCAGCAGUGGCGCUUCGGAUUAUGUUUCUUUAAGCUUCUUAAACGAUGGACUCCCUUCUAGCUGCUGUGAUGGCUCUUGCGCUAACCCACUGAACAUCUAUGGCGGUUGCCGUUCCAAAUUUGUUGAUUUUAUGUCCGGCAGCUCCGAGAAGGCUAAAUAUGUCGGUCUGGGUCUCAUUGUGGUUGAGCUGGUUGGCUUCAUCUUUGCCUGUUGCUUGGCAAACAAUGUGCGCAACUACAAGCGCCGCAAUGGCUACUAAAUCAAACAUUUAAACACCAACACAACCAUAUACACACACAUACAUUCUCAUUAACACAAUAAUAUGUAUUGCCGUAGAACGCACACGCAGUAAAAGAACACAAAACAAAUGAGUAAUAUUGGAAAUAUAUUCGAUGUAAACCAUUUGGUUACAAAAAUACUUA
Messenger RNA from Drosophila hydei, 2199 nucleotides. RefSeq lists its product as uncharacterized. The record is from RefSeq and is a predicted model, not a curated record. Lineage: Eukaryota; Metazoa; Arthropoda; Insecta; Diptera; Drosophilidae. The transcript has 10 exons. Gene Ontology annotation, cellular component: membrane. The coding region runs from base 102 to 2036 and encodes 644 amino acids.